This is a messenger RNA of Panicum virgatum (switchgrass), 928 nucleotides long. RefSeq lists its product as uncharacterized. The transcript has a single exon. The record is from RefSeq and is a predicted model, not a curated record. NCBI's taxonomy places the organism in Eukaryota, Viridiplantae, Streptophyta, Magnoliopsida, Poales, Poaceae. The coding region runs from base 182 to 658 and encodes 158 amino acids.
CCUUCCCUCCACGUCAAGAACCUUGUGACACCUCCUCAGCCUUUGGCCUCUUGAUACCCUAUAAAUCGCAUCCUCCCUCACCUGUCCAAAUACCAGCGAGAGCAGAGGAGACACCACGAAAGGAACCCGAGAGAGGGGGAAAAAAACUUCGGUUUUGGAGCUCUUGGCUUGUUGCGAGCACAUGAGGAUCCACCCAGCAGCAGCAGCUCCCGCCGGCGGCAAGAAGGACCUCCGCCGGCUUCCGCACGUGUACAGCAAGGUGCUCGAGCUGCUGCUCCCGGCGGACACCGACGUCGAGGUGUUCGAAGGCCCCGACGCCUUCCACUUCGUCGCCGCCGGUGCGCGAGGCGCCGGCGUGGUGCAGGUGCGCACCGUGAGGAUCCACCCCGGGGUUACCAAGGUAGUGGUGCAGGCAGGUGGCGCCGGAGGCGCUGAGGAGGCUGGCGCCGACGACAUGGAGCUCGACAGGUGGCGGUCCCGGCUGCCCGAGGCGAGUCGUCCGGCGAUGGCGGUGGCUGGGUACGUCGACGGGCAGCUCGUUGUGACAGUUCCAAAGGGGCGUGAAGGCAGCGAAGGCGCCGAUGCCGGGCAAGGUGAGGUUACCUGGAGAUGCUGCAGCGGAGGAAAGAUUAGUGGAAGACUGGUGGUUGUACAGUAGUAGUAGAGAAUAUAUAGUGCGUUGGUCGUCAUCUAAUCAAAAUCUAGUACUAUGUAGUAAUGUCUUGCCAUCUUUGUUUUUUUUCCUGAAGAUGGGCUGUUUAUUAUGUUACUUCCCUGGCCUGGUUUUAGCAUCAGAGAUGUUUCAUGAGCGAUACCUUCCGGCUGGUUCUUAAGCGUAUAGAAACAGCUAUUGUAAAUUCUCUUUGAUUUCCUUGAAAUCAAAUGUAAAUUCUAGAUGGACCAAAGACUCUUGAGAUAGCCUUAUCCU